CACGAAUCCGUUUAGUGAUUGACAAUUGUUUUCGUUUACAGGAAUUCGGUUUUUCGUUGAUAUUUUGAUUAAUCCAACUUCAAAACAGAACAAUCUGAGUAGCCGACUUCCGUUAAUUUGUAGAUAGGCCCUGUCUGGUCUGUCCGUCUGUCCAUACUGUGCUGUGGGUCAACCGACGUACUAACAGCUCAAAAUGUGUUCGGUGUUAGUGAUUGGAGAUAUGCACGUACCGUUCCGUAGCAGCGGACUACCGGCCCAAUUCAAGAAACUGUUAACUCCGGGUAAAAUACAACACGUAUUGUGUACGGGCAACCUGUGCACGAAAGAAAUGUACGAGUUCUUAAAGUCUAUUGCCAAUGAUGUGCACAUUGUGCGUGGUGAUUUUGAUGAGAAUCUCAAUUAUCCAGACCAAAAGGUAGUCAAUGUUGGACAGUUUAAAGUGGGCUUAUGCCAUGGUCAUCAAGUGAUACCGUGGGGUGAUCCAGAAUCCCUUGCAUUACUACAGAGACAGCUAGAUGUAGACGUACUGGUGUUCGGUCACACUCAUAAGUUUGAUGCGUUCGAACUUGGAAAUAAAUUUUUCUUAAACCCAGGAUCAGCUACUGGAGCUUUUAAUCCACUAAACCCUGACAUUAUUCCCUCCUUUGUGGUGAUGGAUAUCCAAAGCUCAACAGUGGUAUCAUAUGUUUACAGGUUGGUUGAUGAUGAAGUAAAGAUUGAAAAAAUUCAGUACACAAAAAAAUAAACUGUGAUAUUUUGUACCAAUAAUUUUCACAUAUAAUAUAUUAUUUUUAUAAUGGCUACAAAUUGUUAUCAUCCAUAUUAUUACUUUUGUUUGUACACUUAUUUAUUUAUUGCAAUUUUUAUAAACUAUAUUAUAAUAUAGCUUUAACUAAAACUUAUAUAAUAUAAAUAUAUAAUUAUACUAUAAACAUCUUCUCAUUAUACAAUUAUAUUAUAUUUCCACGAUUACACUAUUUUAGUU
Rhopalosiphum maidis (corn leaf aphid) is the source of this 985-nucleotide messenger RNA. It is a transcript of the gene Vps29, whose product is annotated as vacuolar protein sorting-associated protein 29. Bases 194 to 745 code for a protein of 183 amino acids. Gene Ontology annotation, biological process: intracellular protein transport; retrograde transport, endosome to Golgi. NCBI's taxonomy places the organism in Eukaryota, Metazoa, Arthropoda, Insecta, Hemiptera, Aphididae. The record is from RefSeq and is a predicted model, not a curated record. Gene Ontology annotation, cellular component: endosome; retromer complex. The transcript is spliced from 4 exons.